AAUGUCACUGCACGACAUAUGAUGGAGCAACUCUCCCGCACCGUCAGCACGGAGAGCACCCGGUCACGCACUUCUCCUCAUAUUUUGUCCUCCGGAACUGCGAAUGUUACGACCAGAAAGGCUCGAUCCAUUGACCCCGACACAACCAGCGGCAAUGCUGAACGAGCAAGCAUAUCAAUGCCCCCGCCGGCUUCGCUGGCCAGGCAAUAUCCCUCCCGCCGGCCCUCCAAGGCCUCCGACAGCGGCAUCCUGACCACGGCCGGCCUCGUAGAGAACCUAGGAGCGCUCCGCAAUGGCUCUGCUAUCGACGAAACCGAAACCACGCCGACGUUGGAGGGGUCCCGUGGCGGGAGCAUUUCAACCGCCCAGACUUUGACGCUACCAGACGCCGCCCGCCGGCAGUCUAGGUCUGAAGUCGACACAGAGUCCAAUCGCAUGUCCUUCUCCUCCCUAUAUUCGCUGGGCUCUGCAAUAUACAAUGGCACCCGUGCCUUGAGCGGAUCCAGCUCCGUCAUAUCUGAACCUGAAGGUCCAGCCCAGGGAACCACGACUGCCACAUCUUCUCUGUCUGUGACUACUUCAAGCCAGGGCGGUUCUCUCGGACCAUCAUCUUCACCAUUCAUACUCGGCAAAGAGCAUUCCAUUAAUCCGAGCAUACCUACACAGAUCCCAAUUGGUAUACCGCACGUUUCUACCUCUCCUCAGUUAGGCCAACCUGCUCGCCAGCAGCAGCCGAGACGAUCGAGAAGCAGAACCACAACACAGCGGAGGAUCAGCGGAAGCACAGCUGCCAGCAGCAGCCCGGCAAGCAGAGAGAUCAAAGAAGCGAGUACAAAGAAGAUGUCGAAGGGAAUAAUUGGCAUUUGUGCUCUUGAAUCCAAGGCACGCAGCAAGCCAGCUAGGAAUAUUUUUGGAAAGCUCAUUGAAGAGUUUGACGUCAAUAUAUUCGGAGACAAGAUCAUAUUGGAUGAGGAUGUGGAAAAUUGGCCUGUUUGUGACUUUCUCAUAUCCUUCUUCUCGGACGGAUUCCCGUUAGACAAAGCAAUUGCUUAUGCACGUUUACGAAAACCAUUCUGCGUCAAUGAUUUGCCGAUGCAACAAGUGUUGUGGGAUCGACGUCUCUGCUUGCGGAUUCUCGAUAAUUUAGAUGUCCCUACUCCCAAAAGAGUCGAGGUCAACCGAGAUGGAGGCCCCACUCUCCCCUCGCCUGAGUUUGCUAAAUCGCUGUUCGAGAGGACGGGAGUCAAACUUCAGGGACCGGAGAGUGGAAUAGGAGGCGGGAUUCCGCCUCCUCAGAAAGUGGAGCUCCGUGAUGGUGGAGACACAAUCUGGGUCGACGGUCAACAGCUCACCAAGCCUUUCGUGGAGAAGCCCACGAGCGGCGAAGAUCACAACAUCAACAUCUACUUUCCAAAGAAACAUGGUGGCGGUGGAAGGAGACUUUUCAGAAAGAUCAACAACAAAAGUUCCGAGAGGGACGAUACACUGGAUGUUCCAAGGUCCAUCACAGACAGCACGAGCAGCUACAUCUACGAGCAGUUUUUGCAGGUUGAGAACGCAGAAGACGUGAAAGCUUAUACCGUUGGUCCUGACUUCUGUCACGCCGAAACAAGGAAAUCGCCGGUAGUGGAUGGGCUUGUGAAGCGAAAUCCGAGCGGCAAAGAGGUUCGCUACGUUACUAGACUCAGCACCGAAGAAGCAGCAAUAGCUUCAAGAAUCUCUGAAGGAUUCGGGCAACGUGUUUGCGGGUUCGAUCUUCUCAGGGCUGGCGACAAGAGCUAUGUUAUCGACGUGAAUGGUUGGAGUUUCGUUAAGGACAACGAAAGUUAUUAUGAUAAGGCGGCUAGCAUUUUAAAGGAGAUGUUUUUGAAGGAGGUGCAAAGAAAAGAACGCAAGGAGGGCAAGGCUGCGUCGCCACAAGAGACGCAAGAAACGGCCGUGGAUAAGAACGUCGCACAACCACCAUCUCGAAAGAACACGACUAGCGGGCAUCGGUCUGCAUUGAAAGGCCUUUUCAAGUCGCCGAGUAUGUCGAGAUUGACCUCUCACCAUCCUCACAUACCCAUUCGGCCUCACGGUACACAUCCGACCUCAUCGCCAGAUACAUCAGCCGCCACGACCCCCAUGACAGCAACUUCAAGUGUUGGGAACCCCUAUAGAUCGACUCUCCCUAAAGCCCCAAUGUCCCAGCCUGAUCUGCUACCGGAUGCCGCUGUCGCCGACGCGAAGCUGCCGCUAGAUGCUCCUGCAUCACAGUCAGAAGAGCAGAUCAUCAACGUACCUCCACCUGCUUCUAAAGCUCAAUGGAUACUGAAGGGGAUGGUUUCCGUUAUUCGGCACGCAGAUCGAACGCCAAAGCAAAAACACAAGUUCACGUUUCACACCAAACCCUUCGUAGAUUUGUUGAAAGGGCAUCAGGAAGAAGUCUUGCUCAUCGGGGAGGCGGCGCUGAACAGCGUUAAUGAUGCCGUCAAGCUAGCGGUCGAAGAGGGCGAAGAGGACUCAGACAAGCUACGAGAACUGAAGGUGUAUUUGAACAAAAAGGGCGGAUGGCCUGGAACAAAAGUGCAAAUCAAGCCUAUGUUCCGUAAGAGGAAGAAACAUGAAUUACUUCCAGGCACAGAUUUCGACGCCUCCCCAGACCUGGAAAAAGACGUCAAAACACUAGAUGGCGGAGCUCUAGAGGAUCAGAGCGACUGGAAAAAGAAUCGAAGUGAUUCCAUGUCGGGGGUCACACUCUCUCGGAUUGCUGCUGUAGAGAAUAACCUCGUUCUCGAUAAGCUUCAACUAAUCAUCAAGUGGGGUGGCGAGCCAACUCAUUCCGCUCGAUAUCAAGCACAAGAUCUCGGAGCAAACUUCAGGAACGAUCUACUCCUCCUCAACCGAGAAGUGUUAGACGACGUGUCUGUCUUUAGUAGCUCCGAGCGAAGAGUGACAACAAGCGCGCAGAUUUUCGCAGCAUCCUUUCUCAACCAAAAAGAGUUUCCAGAGGAUCAUAUUGAGAUUAGGAAGGAUCUUCUCGAUGACUCCAAUGCUGCAAAAGACGAAAUGGACAAGGUAAAGAAGAAGCUGAAGUCACUGUUGCGAGAGGGGAAUAAGGCUCCACCGCAAUUUGCCUGGCCAAAAGACAAUAUGCCCGAGCCCUAUCUGGUCGUGCGACAGGUUGUGGAUCUCAUGAAAUUCCACCAAAAGGUCAUGAAUCACAAUUACAAGAAGAUUGAGUCGGGAGCCGUCACGGCUCUGUCAGCAGUAGCAAGCCCAUCUGGAGAUAGCCCAACUACACCUCCAGUCCCUGGGAAUUCGCUCUCCCAAGUCACAAACGUGAACUCGAUUCAGUCCCGUUGGUGUUGUGGCGAAGGUCCAGAGCUUUUCAAGGAACGCUGGGAGAAGCUCUUCAGGGAAUUUGGCGACGCAGACAAGGUGGACCCAAGUAAAAUCUCCGAGCUCUACGAUACCAUGAAAUUCGAUGCACUUCAUAACCGGCAGUUUCUCGAAUGGAUCUUUACCCCAGAUUCUGCCUUCCUAGACGAGGAUCCGGUUGGGCCAGUAUCGUCUGGUGGUUCUGAGAAAUCGGGUUCGAGUGAUCCGAAAGACAAGCCUCCGUCAAUUCCUCAAGAGUCGAAAGUCAAGAAUGACCCUAAAGAGCAACAACCACCGCCUGCCGCAGAGAAAAGCAACAUCGCGCAACGCAUGGGCUUUCGCCGCAAAUCCGAGGCAGCAGCAGCCACGCUGAAAAACAACGCUGCUGUCUACCCUCACGAGUCCUACUUCACGCUGUACACGGGUGUUGGCAACGCCGCAUCAAAAGUGAAAACCGAUGCUCGUUUAGUCAAACUUCGGGAGAUGUACAAGUUGUGCAAAGUCCUAUUCGACUACAUCGGCCCUCAGGAGUACGGCAUCGAUAACAGCGAGAAGCUCGAAAUCGGGCUUCUCACGUCCUUGCCUCUACUCAAGGAGAUCGUUGAGGACUUAGAGGAACUGCAGGCUUCUGAUGGCGCUAAGUCAUUCUUCUAUUUCACGAAGGAAUCACACAUCUACACGCUCCUGAACUGUAUCUUGGAAGGCGGCAUCAAAGCCAAGAUCGAGCGCAACGCUAUCCCGGAACUAGAUUACCUGUCUCAAAUCGGGUUUGAGCUUUAUGAGUCGCAGAACCAGACUCCGGAUGAUCAGCCCAAUACCUUCAACUACAGCAUUCGCAUCACACUGUCGCCUGGCUGUCAUACAUUCGCCCCGCUAGAUGUCCAACUCGACUCCAAACACAUGAUCGGAUUCUCGCCGCGUCGAAGCUUGACUGCUCACCACGAUUGGAAAGAAGUGCUCGAGACUCUACGUGCAAAGUUCCACACCGUCAAACUCCCCAAAUCAUUCGUCGCAAUCAACCUCUCCGAAAAAGUACCCGACGCCUUCCGCACCUCAUCCCACCCAACCAAAGACAACGAGGAAGAAAACGAGACAGACCAAGGCAAAGAAAAAGAGAAGAAUAAAGAAAAUGAGAAAGAGAAGGAGAAGGAGAAGGAAAUCAGUGAGCCGGAGCCCCUGCCGCCGCCUGUUCUGGACGGGUAGAUAGCGGUUGCAUUAUGUGGACGCUUUUGUCAGUUGAUUCCGUUUAUAGAGCUGCUACGACACGGUUAGAUGGGUAUAGAAACACGACGAGGCGGCGUUCCUGCUUUAAGAGCUUCUUCCGAUCGAUUCGUUAAGUGUAGAGGGUAGAGAGGUAUAGGUGGGAGGUUACUCGUGAUUCUUAGCAUGCUGAUCAUCCGGGAGCGAGCAUUAGAGUCUAAUUCACAGUGUUUGAAC
This is a messenger RNA of Mytilinidion resinicola, 4797 nucleotides long. RefSeq lists its product as uncharacterized. Gene Ontology annotation, molecular function: inositol hexakisphosphate kinase activity; diphosphoinositol pentakisphosphate kinase activity; metal ion binding. The record is from RefSeq and is a predicted model, not a curated record. The transcript has 4 exons. NCBI's taxonomy places the organism in Eukaryota, Fungi, Ascomycota, Dothideomycetes, Mytilinidiales, Mytilinidiaceae. Gene Ontology annotation, biological process: inositol phosphate biosynthetic process; inositol metabolic process. Gene Ontology annotation, cellular component: cytosol. The coding region runs from base 19 to 4563 and encodes 1514 amino acids.